This is a messenger RNA of Tricharina praecox, 787 nucleotides long. RefSeq names its product humps family-domain-containing protein. The record is from RefSeq and is a predicted model, not a curated record. The annotation marks the transcript as partial. Gene Ontology annotation, cellular component: cytosol. Gene Ontology annotation, molecular function: orotidine-5'-phosphate decarboxylase activity. NCBI's taxonomy places the organism in Eukaryota, Fungi, Ascomycota, Pezizomycetes, Pezizales, Pyronemataceae. The transcript is spliced from 4 exons. Gene Ontology annotation, biological process: 'de novo' pyrimidine nucleobase biosynthetic process; 'de novo' UMP biosynthetic process.
ACCUACUUGCAGCGCUCUUCGACGCACCCGACAGCGCUCGGGCGGACGCUACUCUCUUUGAUCCUAGAUCUGCCCUCACCUUCGGAGAUCCUCCGUCUCUUAGACAUCCUGGGACCCUCAAUCUGCGUCGCGAAAAACACACAUCGACAUCCUGCCGUUCUCGGGGGCAGCGGGUUAAGGCGCAGUACGGCGGGGGGCGUGUACCGUAUCGCGCAGUGGGGCGCAUAUCACCAAUGCCCAUACCGUGCCCGGACCGGGAUUAUCGACGGCUUGAAGGAGGUUGCCGCUACGGUGGCACACCCCCGCGCGCUAUUGCUGCUCGCCGAGAUGUCGAGUAAAGGCAGUCUGGGCGGUGGGGAGUAUGCGGCGAAAAACGCUCGAGAUGGCGAGGGGGGGGAGAAGGAGUUUGUCAUGGGCUUCAUCGCGCAGGGCGCUAUGGAGAACAGGGAGGGGGGAGGCGAGGAUUGGAUUGUGAUGACUCCCGGGGUGGAUUUGGGACGGAAGGGCGAUGGGCUGGGUCAGCAGUAUAAUACGCCCGAGAGGAUUGUGGGCGAGAAGGGGAGCGAUAUUAUCAUUGUUGGAAGGGGGAUCAUCGGCGCUGCGGACCCGGUCACGACCGCGGAGGAGGUUGCGGGGGGUAAUUAAGGGAGUGGAUUGGGACACAAGCUUGCUCCGCAACGAAGGAUGCCUCCUCUCAUUCGCGCAACAUCCGAGAGAAUUGACUACGAUCGUGAUAGUGAACCGUCUCAGGUGCAUAGAAGAUCACUCAUCCGACUUUUCAUCUGAC